Molecule: messenger RNA, 1602 nt
Organism: Sodiomyces alkalinus F11
Lineage: Eukaryota; Fungi; Ascomycota; Sordariomycetes; Glomerellales; Plectosphaerellaceae
Exons: 6
Coding region: 1-1602 (533 amino acids)
Biological process (GO): regulation of DNA-templated transcription
Molecular function (GO): DNA-binding transcription factor activity
Source: RefSeq, a predicted model, not a curated record
AUGUCGGCCUUUGACCACCCCAACGCCCCGGACAUAGUGCUCGUCACGACAACUGAUCCCACAUCCCACAUUGCACCACACUCGAACCGAACCACGCUAGUCCUCCCCGCGCUCUCUUACUUUGAACUGACAACCCCGCCUGAUCCAGAGGAUCCAUUAUCCAUCUUUAUUCUUGUUCCAUGCCGUGCGUUUACCAUCGUCAAUUCUGGCCCCGGACUCUACCUAGCCGGCACUUGGACUCUCCUGUUGCAACUUGCCAUCCCACCUGCCUCUUCCAGCGACAGCAACAGAAUCAGCAGCGGCAGCAUCCAUUACCAUCAGGAUUCAGGAGCAGCAUCAGCGCAGAACCAACUUCCAAGUUUCGCUCGGAUGGACCCCCCAGCCCCAGGGCCCCCACCUCCAGCCUCCAUCGGCAACCCGUCCGUGCCACCACCAGUACCAGUGCCACUGCCCGUGCAAGAAGCACGUCGCCCCUCCCUCGCCAUGUCCGUCACGUCCGCCACCUCUCCGUCUUCCGCAGGGUCAGCCACCCCCGAUCCGACGACGGGCACGGCGGGGAUGACGCAGAAGGAGAUCGACCUCCAGAGGAAACGGGCGCGGGACCGCAAGGCGCAGCAGGCCAUGCGAGACCGUAACAAAUGGACCAUCCACACCCUAACCGAGCAGGUCGCCUUCCUGAACCACGCCGUCGAAGAGAAGAACCGCCAGAUCUUCAUACUGCAAGCGAGGCUUGGCGCGCUGGAGAACGAGAACGCCCACUUGAGGACGCAGAACGCCGCCCUUCAGCUCAGCCUCAUGGGGCGGGAGAACGAAGAAGCCGCCGCCGCCGCUGCUGGCGCCUCUGCCGGCAACCCUCUCCCCGACGGCGCCACGCGAGCGUUAACCGCACCUCGUCUCGGCCAGGUGGCCGCAGCAACCACCCUCCACCCCUGGGAGAUCCUGCCCAAGGACACCUCGCCCACGUGUCUGGCCGACGAGAUCCUGCAGAAUUUCAUCGACUCGGUGCGCACCAAGGCGCUCAUCUCCCCCAAGCCCGCGCACGAGAGGGCGGCCGCCUACUCUCGAAAACCCAGGGUCUGUUCCCUGAUGGACCCGAGGCGGCGGACCGAGGACGUUAUAAGUAAUGUGGUGGCGGAUAUCGUGCGUUCCUACCCCGAAAUCGAGACCCUGCCGAAACAGGUUGCCGUGUUUUGGAACAUGGCUUUGCUUCUCAAGUGGAUGGUCCUUCUUGAUAGGGACAGCUGGGAACAAAUGCCGCCUUGGCUACGGCCUAUCCCGAGCCAGAGGGCAAUUCCUCACGCCGCCUGGAUUGAUCGUAUUCCAUGGCCCAAGGCUCGCGAGUAUCUCAUCAUGCACCCGGAAAUCACCCUCGACGACUGGGCCGCCCCCUACAGCUCGAGCUUCAACGUCAGCUGGCCCUACGACCCGUCUCACGUCGUCAUCACCAUCCCAAAUCCCACCGACUCCAGCGUGGCCGAGUUUUCCAUCAACCCCGUCUACGAAGAGCACCUCCGCCAAAUGCGCAACUGGACCGUGGGCGAUGUUUUCCGGAAACGGUUUCCGGAACUUGCCACGCUCAUAGAUGAGGAGCGCGGGUCCUGA